CGCCCCACAUCCCAAUCCGAGGCGACCGCUUUAAGCAGAGCGGUGCGCAACACGGACACACACAGGGGCAGUGCAAAAAGUAGGCGCCCAGCCCAGUAGCCAGAGGGGAGCAGCAGCCGAGCCGCCAUGGCGGUGGGCGCGACCGCCACGAAGAUGCACCCCUUGUCCGCCGCGGCGGUCGGCGGCCGCCCGUCGCUGCUCCACCUCGUGGCCGUCGCCGUCCUCUGCUCCGUGUCCUACCUCCUCGGCGUCUGGCACCACGGCGGCUUCUCCGCCGCUCCCACCGGCGGCGCCGGCACCGGCUCCUCCGUCUCCAUCGCCACCGCCGUCUCCUGCGUCUCCCCCACCACGACCGUCUCCUCCUCCUCCUCGUCCGCGCCGCUCGACUUCGCCGCGCACCACACCGCGGAGGGCAUGGAGGCGGAGGCCGCGCCUGCGAAGCGCGAGUAUGAGGUGUGCCCCGCCAAAUACUCUGAGUACACGCCCUGCGAGGACGUGGAGCGUUCCCUGCGGUUCCCGCGCGACCGGCUGAUCUACCGGGAGCGGCACUGCCCGUCGGACGGCGAGCGGCUGCGGUGCCUCGUGCCGGCGCCCAAGGGCUACCGCAACCCGUUCCCGUGGCCGACGAGCCGCGACGUCGCCUGGUUCGCAAACGUGCCGCACAAGGAGCUCACCGUCGAGAAGGCGGUGCAGAACUGGAUCCGUGUGGACGGUGACAAGUUCCGCUUCCCCGGGGGAGGCACCAUGUUCCCCCAUGGCGCCGGCGCGUACAUCGACGACAUCGGCAAGCUCAUCCCCCUCCACGACGGAUCCAUCCGCACCGCCAUCGACACCGGCUGCGGGGUGGCGAGCUGGGGAGCGUACUUGCUGUCGCGCAACAUCCUGGCCAUGUCGUUCGCCCCACGGGACUCCCACGAGGCGCAGGUGCAGUUUGCACUGGAGCGUGGUGUGCCGGCGAUGAUUGGGGUGCUCGCAUCCAAUCGGCUCACCUAUCCGGCCCGUUCCUUUGACAUGGCGCACUGCUCUCGCUGCCUCAUACCAUGGCAGCUCUAUGAUGGGCUGUACUUGAUCGAGGUUGAUCGCAUUCUGCGGCCUGGAGGGUAUUGGAUCUUAUCUGGACCACCAAUCAACUGGAAGAAACACUGGAAGGGGUGGGACAGGACUAAGGAGGACCUGAAUGCAGAGCAGCAAGCCAUUGAAGCAGUUGCCAAGGGCCUCUGUUGGAAGAAGAUCAAGGAGGUCGGCGACAUUGCUAUUUGGCAGAAGCCUACUAACCACGCUCACUGCAAAGCCUCCCGCAGGCUUAUCAAGUCCCCUCCCUUCUGCUCUAACAAAAACCCGGAUGCAGCCUGGUACGACAAGAUGGAGGCUUGUAUAACUCCACUCCCGGAGGUUAGUGACAUAAAGGAGGUUGCCGGUGGCGAGUUGAAGAAAUGGCCGGAGAGGCUCACUGCAGUGCCGCCCAGGAUUGCCAGUGGCAGCAUUGAGGGGGUCACGGAAGAUAUAUUUCUGCAAGAUAACAAAUUAUGGAAGAAGAGAGUUGGACACUACAAGUCCGUAAUUAGUCAAUUUGGGCAGAAGGGCCGGUACCGCAACUUGCUCGAUAUGAAUGCCAAGUUUGGCGGCUUCGCUGCGGCAUUGGUGAAUGAUCCGGUUUGGGUCAUGAAUAUGGUCCCUACCGUGGGAAACUCAACAACCCUUGGGGUAAUAUACGAGCGUGGCCUCAUUGGAAGCUACCAAGACUGGUGUGAGGGCAUGUCCUCUUAUCCCCGGACAUACGAUCUUAUUCACGCGGAUUUAUUGUUCACUCUUUACAAGGACAGAUGUGAGAUGGAGAACAUUCUGCUGGAAAUGGACAGAAUCCUGAGGCCGGAGGGCACAGUCAUCAUCAGAGAUGAUGUCGACCUGUUAGUGAAGAUAAAGAGCAUCGUGGAUGGGAUGAGAUGGAAUAGCCAGAUCGUGGAUCACGAAGAUGGUCCGCUCGUCCGGGAGAAGCUCCUCCUUGUUGUGAAGACAUACUGGACACUCGGGGACAAUAAACAAUAGCAAUAGCGUGAAAUAAAAAGUUAGAAUGGUUGACAUGUUCGGCAAGUCUCAUAGUUGGCUUACCAUUUGCCUUGUGAAUUUGGAGUUUCUUUUUUUUUGGGGGGGUAUUCUUUUGGUGGAAUUGUUCGCAUAAUGGAGACAUGCUCUCCUUGUUAAGCUAUGAAAGAGGGUGCAUAUGAGAGGUAAACCCAGCAAAGGUAUUGACAUGAAAAGAGAACUAAGUUGUGCCAAGUGGGUAAAUAGAGUAUAAUUCUGGGUUUCA
This is a messenger RNA of Phragmites australis (common reed), 2308 nucleotides long. RefSeq names its product probable methyltransferase PMT15. Gene Ontology annotation, molecular function: methyltransferase activity. Lineage: Eukaryota; Viridiplantae; Streptophyta; Magnoliopsida; Poales; Poaceae. The transcript is spliced from 6 exons. Gene Ontology annotation, cellular component: cytoplasm; endosome; trans-Golgi network. The record is from RefSeq and is a predicted model, not a curated record. The coding region runs from base 127 to 2046 and encodes 639 amino acids.